Molecule: messenger RNA, 3854 nt
Organism: Pangasianodon hypophthalmus (striped catfish)
Lineage: Eukaryota; Metazoa; Chordata; Actinopteri; Siluriformes; Pangasiidae
Gene: mov10l1
Product: Mov10 like RISC complex RNA helicase 1
Exons: 27
Coding region: 206-3805 (1199 amino acids)
Molecular function (GO): helicase activity
Source: RefSeq, a predicted model, not a curated record
UCCUGAGCGAGUCAGCAGUUUAUUAUCACAUCUCCAAGCUUCAGCAUUAAAGUUAGCCUUAUAUUAUAUCGUGAAGUGUUGCAUAUUUGAGCAGAAUAUCCUUACUAUAUACAUUUUUAAUCACAGUAACUCGACAGUUUGGGAAAGUUUGUCAGGAUAAAGCGCGGGUUUUGUUUAGUGACAGAAAGGAGCAGUGAGAGAAGUCAUGGUGUCUGCUGUACAGUUUCUCAUCUCUAAGCUGCUCUCUCCACUUUGGAGGACAGUGGAGGAUGAAGAGGAUGGAUUUUACUACAGCACAGGUAUGGAGGAGAUACGGCAGAUGCGAGGCGGUGUGGUGACUCAGCUGUGUCAGAAUUAUGGGCUGAUUGACCAUUCUGUGUACUUCACUGCUGGAGAGGUGCUGGGAGGAGUGCCUCUGCACGUGGGUGAUGCUGUUAAUGCUCUGGCCGUUCGAGACGGAGCCCAUGGAGGGUGGAGGGCAUUAAGGGUAGAGAGGCAAUUGGAUGCAUGGGAUGGAGGCAGGGGCUCGCUCGAAACAGAUGCUAAUAAGCUCCGGUCUCUGAUUGGAACAGUAACGUCAUGUGAUAAAGAUGGCGGAUUUAUAAAUCAGACGACAUAUUUCCCUCGAUCUGCCCUGUGUGAAGGUUUUGAGCCUAUGAAAGGAGACUGGGUGCAGGCAGAAUACUUCAUUAGCCCCACGGAGUGGAGCAGUCAGGCUCGAACUGUUGCCCCGCUACGAUACCAGCGCAUGGACCAAGUGUGUGUGUCGAGUAUGUUUGGCAGUAGUGGGGUUGUGGGAGACAGUGUGUUUUUCAGUUUGGAUUCUCUGCUGUUGCCUGCUGGAUACAAACCCACACGAGGAGAUGUAGUGAGUGUUGUGGUGGUGGAGAGCAAUCAGUCACUGUAUUGCUGGCGAGCACUCUGUAUGGCCCCCAUUAAUAAACACAGCCUGAAUGGGUCGGUGACGAUGUUGCCAGAGGAUGAAAUCCAGACACUGCUGGAAAAUAAGGGAGGACUGGUGGUCAGUGAAGAAACACAGUUUGGAUCUUUGUUGCUGGGGGAGAGUAAAGAGCUGCUCAUCUUUCUUCACAAUACUGGUUCAGAGACUCACAAACUGAAGUGCUGUGAAUUUGCUGGCUGGGACUCUGAGGAGCAGUUUUCAUUUGGACUGACACCACGUUAUGCCAGCACUGCCAUUCCAACAAACCCCAAGCUUCAACAAACCGUCCCAGCCAACCCCUACAUGCCCUUCAUCCGGGCCCCAGGCAGGGGCCUUAUAGCGGGGCAUGGCCUCUAUGUGCUGCCCAAUCCUUCCUCUGUACCUGUGGAGGAAGAUGAGGAAAGACAUGAAAAUGAUAUUGAUGUAGAUAUUGAUGAAGGGGUUGCAGAUGAUAGAGAGAAGAAUGCUGAGGAGGCACCACGUCUGCGGGCAAUAGAGAGAAAUCUGAAAAUAUUACCAGGAGAGAAGGUGUCCGUUGCUGUAGGCUGCCAGGCUAAGAACCUGGGCCGAUGUGCAGAGCUGCUGUUGCUGCACUUCUCCACAUUCACCAUCGGGCGGCGCUUGGAGGUUUCUGUGAGCAGUGUGGAGGAGAAGUUGUUGAAGCCCAGUGCCCCCUACUGUCCAGUAGCCCUGCUACCACCAACACCACAGACCCCUGCUCAGGUGGUCACUGUCAUGCCUCCCGCACCUCCAGUCAGAUUGGUGAGACGGCAUCUGCCCAAUUUCCUGGGGAACUACCCAGUGCCACAGGCCCUGAGAGAUUGUGUGGAGGCCAAAACCGAUGUGCUGGUAGUUCAGCCUGCUCUUGGGGAGCCAUUGUGUCUGUCCUCCAUGUUGCCUCGUUUCUCUACCCUGCUUUGGCUGGAGGAGCUGCAGGCUGAAAGAGAGCUCAGAGAGUUCAGUAUUAGUGGUGCCCUCCUAAGGAAGGGAGCAGGGUACCUGCACCUGGAGGUGCCUGGAUUGAGUGAAGGAAGGCCCAGUCUUUUCAUAGGAGACAAAGUUGUUCUGAAGAAGCCAUGCAGUGGAGGGCUUGUUGUGGAGUAUAUCGGCUAUGUUACUGAGAUCAAUGAGGAGGAUGUGAGUUUGCGGGUAAACACAGAAUUACUGAAUAGCUACUUGGGGGAGCCACUGGACGUGGAGUUUACAUACAACAGACUGCCUAUGAAAAGAUGCCACUGUGCUCUGGAACAGACCAAGCACUUUCGAGAGAAUGUGCUCUUCCCCAGAUAUUUGCAGCUGCAGAGCCCUUUGUGGACAGGUGAUUGGGAGCCUGAACUGUCACCCAAGCAGGACGAAAACAAAACAACCCAAGAAGAUGAAGAGGGUAGAGAAAAACCCUGUGAGAAUAGGGGGAAGCCAUCUUCUCUGACUAUGGAUAUGGUCUCUGUGGCAACACAGACAAAAACAGAUUUAUGUACAGUGGCUAAGCCCAUCCCAGACCCAGGCAAGUUCUUUAACUGUAAUCUUAACCCUGCUCAGAAGGAGGCAGUCAAACGCAUUCUCAGUGGAGAGUGUCGCCCCACUCCCUAUGUGCUCUUCGGCCCCCCAGGCACAGGCAAAACCAUCACGCUCAUAGAGGCCAUACUGCAGGUGUAUUACCGUGUGCCAGGCAGUCGUGUUUUGGUCUGCACUCCAUCUAACAGCGCUGCAGAUCUUGUCUGUAUCCGACUGCAUGAGAGCGGCUACCUGCAAGCUGCCAGCCUGGCACGAGUCAAUGCCACCUGCAGGAUUGAGGAGUCUGUCCCUGAGGUGUUGCGACAGUACUGUCAUGCUGGAGAGGAUGUACGCCAUGCUUCUUUCCACCGUAUUGUUGUCAGCACCUGCUCCAGCGCUGGCAUGUUUUACCAGAUUGGCUUAGGUGUUGGCCAUUUUACUCAUGUGUUUCUGGAUGAGGCUGGUCAAGCUACUGAGCCUGAGUCUCUGAUUCCUCUGGGCCUGGUGUGUGAGAAGACGGGCCAGAUAGUCCUGGCUGGAGACCCAAAGCAGCUGGGUCCAGUAGUGAAGUCUAAACUUGCUGAAGCUUUUGGACUGGGAGUGUCUUUGCUCGAGAGACUGAUGGCCACCCCUCUGUAUUCCUGCACUGAGAAGGGCUACAACCCGUUACUGGUGACUAAGCUGGUGUAUAACUACCGCUCCCAUGAAGUGUUACUGGAGUUACCGUCUCGGCUGUUCUACGGUGGUGAGCUGUGUGUACGCUCACAGAGAGCUGUCGUGGACUCCCUGUGUCACUGGAGCCGCCUUCCUACCAAGGGUUUUCCCCUCAUCUUCCAUGGAGUCAGGGGCACAGAGAUGAGGGAAGGCACUAACCCGUCCUGGUUUAACCCUGGAGAAGCAGUGCAGGCCAUGCUUUACUGUUGCCAGCUGGCGAAAAGACUCUACAACCCCAUACCAGCUACUGACAUUGGCAUCAUCACUCCUUACAAAAAACAGGUGGAAAAGAUUCGAGUGCUGUUGCACAGGGCUGGGCUUGCUGACAUUAAGGUUGGCUCAGUUGAGGAAUUCCAAGGACAGGAGUUCUUGGUCAUUAUCCUCUCUACGGUGCGCUCCAAUGAGGCGCUACCAAGCAACGAUCUGCAGAGUGCACUGGGCUUUCUGUCCAACCCCAAACGCUUCAAUGUGGCCAUCACGCGACCGAAAGCUCUUCUUAUCAUCAUCGGCAACCCACACGUCCUGAUCAAGGACCCAUGUUUUCAUGCACUGCUGCAGUACACCUAUGAGAAUGGGGCUUUCCUUGGCUGUGACCCUCCUGUCUCCCUGCGAGCUGCUGAUAGGGCUGCUUCUAAAGCGAAGGAAAACACGUAUUAAGCCGAAUUCUGAACUGGAUAUGCUGUAAAGAGUCAUGUUGUGUAUCAAA